Messenger RNA from Sphenostylis stenocarpa, 1821 nucleotides. Lineage: Eukaryota; Viridiplantae; Streptophyta; Magnoliopsida; Fabales; Fabaceae. The record is from the annotation of a GenBank genome assembly.
AUGUUUAACCCCAAAACCGAACAACAUCAGUGCAAAAUGGUGGUUGGAGAGUUCGCAGGUGGUGGUUUGAGAGGAGUGAAGAGCUUGAGCUACCAUGUUAUCACCGGGCGUUGGUUCAUGUUCUAUGCAUCUUUGCUCAUCAUGGCUGCUGCGGGGGCAGUUUAUAUUUUUGGCAUGUACUCUAACGAGGUCAAAACCUCUUUGGGGUAUGACCAAACCACUCUCAACUUGCUCAGCUUCUUCAAAGACAUGGGUGCCACAGUUGGAAUCAUAUCUGGUUUGAUCAACGAGGUAACACCACCCUGGGUGGUACUCUCAAUUGGGGUCCUUAUGAACUUCUUUGGCUACUUCAUGAUAUGGCUUGCAGUCUCUGGCCGCAUUGCCAAACCACAGGUUUGGCAAAUGUGUCUCUACAUUUGCAUUGGUGCAAAUUCUCAAACCUUUGCUAACACUGGUGCUUUAGUCACAUGUGUCAAGAACUUCCCAGGAAGCCGUGGCAGUGUUUUAGGCCUACUCAAAGGUUACCUUGGGCUAAGUGGUGCCAUCAUGGCUCAGUUCUACCAUGCUUUCUAUGGUGAUCACAACCCUCAAGCUCUUAUCUUACUCAUUGCGUGGCUUCCUGCUACUGUUUCCUUCAUUUUCCUCCCAACAAUUCGGAUAUUCGCCAACACAGUUCACCAACCCAACGAGAACAAGGUUUUCUACUUCCUUCUAUAUAUUUCACUUGCCUUUGCAGGGUUUCUCAUGGCUUUGAUCAUAUUGCAAAACAAGCUCACUUUUACAAGGCCCGAAUUCGUAGCCGAUGGGGUUGUGGUUUUUUCCCUUCUUCUUCUCCCACUUGUUGUGGUAUUUCGAGAGGAAAUAAACCAAUUGAAAGCCGAAACGCAAGGUUUGACCGAUUCAACACCCCAGUUGAAAGUAGUCACUGAAAAUUUUCCACCUCCAAAAGUAGAGCAAGAAGUACCAGCAACCACAAGUUCGCACGAGAAAAGUUCUUGUUUCAGGAACAUACUCAACCCCCCAAAGAGGGGAGAAGACUACACCAUUUUGCAAGCACUUUUCAAUAUUGACAUGCUGAUUCUGUUCAUUGCAACAAUAUUUGGUGCUGGCGGAGCAUUAACAGCCAUAGACAAUCUAGGACAGAUUGGACGCUCAUUGGGAUACCCCAGGAAGAGCAUCACAACAUGCGUGUCCUUAUUGAGCAUAUGGAACUACUUGGGACGGGUAGUUGCAGGUUUUGCUUCUGAAAUAUUGUUGACCAAAUACAAAGUCCCUCGUCCCUUCAUGCUCACUCUAGUUAUGCUUCUCUCUUGUAUUGGCCAUAUUCUGAUAGCCCUUGGUGCCCCAAACUCCCUCUACUUGGCUUCCGUGAUUAUAGGGUUCUGUUUGGGAGCUGAGUGGCCGCUAAUGUUUGCGAUCAUAUCAGAAAUAUUUGGCCUUAAACGUUACUCCACGUUGUAUAACUUUGGAGCCGUGGCAAGCCCUGUUGGGUCUUACAUUCUGAACGUGAGAGUGACAGGUGUUCUGUAUGAUAAAGAGGCUUUGAGACAGUUGAAGUCCAAAGGAGUCUCGAGACAAGCGGGGAAGGAGCUUGACUGCGUUGGAGUACAGUGUUACAGAAUGGCGUUUAUCAUAAUCACGGUUGCGACGCUGUUUGCAUGCUUUGUUUCGUUUGUUUUGGUGCUGAGGACUAGAAAAUUUUACAAAGGGGAUAUCUAUAGAAAGUUCAGAGUGGAACUUGUAACCGAGGAGAACGAAAUCGGGAUCACCAAAACUGGUAACAGUGGCUUCGGAGAACAAGAUAAGGAGAAUAAAGAAUGA